Diuraphis noxia (Russian wheat aphid) is the source of this 4173-nucleotide messenger RNA. It is a transcript of the gene jvl, whose product is annotated as javelin-like. NCBI's taxonomy places the organism in Eukaryota, Metazoa, Arthropoda, Insecta, Hemiptera, Aphididae. The record is from RefSeq and is a predicted model, not a curated record.
UUACAGAAUGAGGUCGGUGCGCUGUUGGAGUUUAGGGACAUGGUCAUGGACACGUUCCCGCACCUGCGUCACAAGCAGGCGUCCAGCCCGGAGCCGAGCUCGGGGUCACAGGGCGUCGGUUCCGGAGAGAGCCGCUGGGAGCCUGGGGUGCGAGUCCGCCGGAAGUUGCAGGGAUCAUCAUCGGGAUGGAUCGCCGGUGCGGGCGGUGGCGGCGCUGGGGGAAGUGGCGUCGUACUGGCGGCCGCGGCUGGGACGGCGCCUCGGAGCCGGAGUAACAGCCACGGGAAGGGCCCGAAGAGCGGCGAACCGGCGGCCGCUUCGUCGGUGGGCACCGUGCAGGACAGCGGCUUCUGCACGGAGAGCAAGGACAGCAGCUCGACUAGCUCGCGGACGACGAUGACUACCAAGAACUGCGGCAAGGACGACGACGAGGACGAGCUGUGGAGCCUGCUGGAGAUGAUCCAGGACAAGGGCACCAAGCUCAAGCUGGAGGUGGAGUCGUUGCAAAACCGAUUGCUGGUGGACGAUGAGCGGUUGCGGCGACGCCGGCGCCGGCUACGGUUGCGACCGUGCCGCAGUGUGGACGACCUGCUGCAACCAGGGACGCGUGACGACGACUUACUCAGCACCUACUGCAGCGGCGUCACCACCGACUACGAUGUGUUCCGGGCGCACGUGGCGACCGUAAAACGCGAACGGGACGCGYUGCUCGAYCGAGUCACCGAAAUGGAAGCGGAGAGCCUGUCGAACGCGGCGCAAAUCCAUCGGCUGCUCACCGAACUCAAGACUGUCGUGUGCGAGAACAAGGAACUCGAAGAACGGCUGUGCGGUGGCAAGUCGCCAUCGGCCGCCGCAGCCAUAGCAGCCGCGACCAUCGCUGCGAGGAAAUCGUCAUCUAGUCAUAACGGCGGUGGCUUCGCGCCGGUUCAGCCCGAUUCGUCGACGGGACCCAGUUCGUCGUCGGCCGGCCGCGACGCAUUCUACACCCCUAGCCAACAUUCGGCGUGCAACUUGUCGUCCAUCGAACUGCAGUGCAGCAAAUUAUUGCACGACGGUUCGUCGUCCGCGUCCUGUGCGUCGUUGUCUUCGUCAUCCGCCAUGAUGGACGACGACGGCAGCGGUGAACGGGAUAGGGACCGCCACCGGUCCAGRAGAGUCCUAAUGGUCCGACCGUCCGACCCGAUCUCCCGGAACCUAGAGGGCCGCGCAUCGUCGCCGGCGUUAGACAUCGGGUCGCCGACGUUCGCCAAGCGGCUGGGCGCCYUGGACGGCGUGGUCAGCAGUCCCAGUGACCGGAUCAACAAACCCCAUGCACCAGGAUUCAGCACUCCGUUGCCCAAAAAAACCCUAGCGGCUAUACUGAAAACGUUCAAUCCCAUCGAACUUCAGCGUCACCUCAUCACCGUAUCCUACGAAAACAAGAAUCUCGUCCGUCAGAUGGAGAUGUUGAACAUUUCCAAGAACAACGUUUCCAACGAGCUGAACAAGAGUAAAGAGGAUAACGAAGAACUGAAAUUCCAACUGGAGGAAAAGCGAAUCGAGCUGGAAGGGACCAUGGCCCGGGUGAGGUUGUUGCAAUURCACCAGGAACAGCAGCAACACGGCCCCGUCGUCGCGGGAUCGCAGUCUGCCGGCACUUCGGCCGCGGCCACUAACCAGUGGCUAGAUCUGGUGCCAUCAAACCCGAUCCUACCUCAGAUCGCGCUGCCGGGAACGCCUUCGGCGGCGGUCUCCACCCCACAUACGAGCAACAACCACCUGCACCAUCAUCACCACAAUCACAGUCAGGACKAGAACGGUGGCAGCAGCAGCACCGAGUCGGCGCAUCAGACCCGUAGCGGCAGACACGGCGUACAGCAUCAGCCCAGCAAGAUACCGGUGGUCAAGCCGUCGUCGUGCCCGGUGCAGCCCAGACCGACGUCUUCGUACCGCGGAAGCGACGUGCAGCAGUACCAGUCGUGGACCAAAUGCAAGUCGGACCAAUCGUUGCCCCGCAACUGGGAGUCCAUCAACAACAACAAGAGCAACGGCGGGUCGUCCAUCGGCAGUGGCGGUGGUGGCGUCAAACAGCGCGGCAACAAAACCGACUCGUCGYAUAAUCACCUGCACCAACACAGGUCCCGAAGGGAUUCGGGCGGCGGUGGCGGCGGAGUGUCUCUGACGCGAGCCCGGUCGCAAAACAAUCACUCGCACCGGGGCGGCGUCGCGRCGUCACCGUCGACAGCGGGUGGCGUGGCCAAAGACUUUAACAGGACUGCGUCGGCGGUGUCCGCGGGUCAUCAGCUGCAGUUGCUGCAACAACAGCCGGCGGCUGACGAUACCAACAAGCCCGCCGCCAAGAAACUGUUCCGGCGCCGUAACCUCGUGCGGCAGAGCCGUUGUUUGAUGGAAGCCUGUAAGAAACCGGUCCUGCCGGCCGUCGACGAAGUACAAGAGCCACCGGACGACUCCACGGCCGCAAGACUUCGCGACUUGGACGACGGGGCCGACCACGAUGACGACGAAUUUUUCUUCGACAGCAUCGAAAGCAGUCUGGCCACGAGCGCGUGUAGCUCCCGACCACCGCCACCCGAAUGCGACUCUAUCGAUCUGUCGCAACCCGACUCGUCGUUGACGGCCACGUCUUGAUUGACCGUCGGCGGUUUUCCGUCAUAAUAUUUAUAUUACUUACUAUCAUUAUAAUAUUAUACUUAAAGUCAUACGGACACUUUGCAUACGACGAGAUGGGAAAGAAGAAAUGUUUUAUUUUGCCAUUUUUUUUUUUUUUUUUGUUACCCUCUCGUCUUUACCGCAUAGACAUUAUGACGUACAUCGUCGUCAUCCUAUGUAUUAUAUAACGUAACACACAUAUCAUCAUCAUCAUCAUCUUAAUCAUCAUCAACGACAAUAACAACAACACCACCAUCUAAUCCUUUUCGCGUCCUCGUCACGUCUGUAUAUUUAGGUAUAUCUACAUAAUAUUAUAUAUACUAUACAGCACUUCCCAAGACGAUAUUUUGGACUUGACGAUGAUUAUAUUGCCAUACCACACGCGCAUAAUAUAUAAUAUUAUGUAAUAAACACGUACACGAUGUUGUCAUUACGAGUAUAAUAUAUAUAUUUAUAAUAUGUAUUAUUAAUUUUUAAGUGUUACAAUGUUUAAAAUCAAUUUUUGACGAUAAAUCAUUCGUUUGCCAUCCUUACACUAUUAUUUGUCUAUAUAUAUAUUUAUACGAUUAUCAAUGUAAAUUUUUAAUUUUUUUAAACCAAUUUUUAUUUUUUGGUUUUAUUGAUGCGUUGAGCAAUGAAUAAAACUGUCUUUUAGUACGUUUAGCCUGUCGCGUCUAGAUGCCGCCGUGCUGUUUCACUUUUUGAAACUACGGUAAACCAUACCUUAUGAUACAGGACCGUCAACGUGAAAAGCCUGUAAAAACACCUUUCUGGUUUAUUAGCUAUAAUUUAAAAAACAUUUUUCAGAAAAUCUGGUCCAAAGAAAAUAUACAACUAUAUAAUAUUGUAAUAUAACAUUGUCGUAAUACUUUUUGUUUAAUUACAUUUGUGGUGCUCAUACGGUUGGAGAAAUUGAAAUAUAAUGCAAUAUAUUAUUAUUAUACAAUACGCAUGUACAACAAUACUGCAAGGUACCCAUAUAAUAUUAUUAUGUAAUCGGAAAAAAAUUAACGUACUUACCUAUUUUUUUUUUCUGUCAGCGUCUCUAGUUCUCUACAUUCCAGACAUAAACAUAUUGCAUAUUAUUAUUUUUAUUAUUAUUAUUUUCCAUAAAUCGUAUUUAUAUAUUAUAUACAUUUAGACUGAUUAUUGCGUAGUAAUUGUAUAAUCUGAAUUCCAACCCCGACAUUUUUCCCGAUAGUCGAUCUUCUCUCCCCCCGCGCCAUCGAGAAUUGAUUAUACGUUUUCUAACACAUUUGUUUUUAAACCCGUGGGUUUGUUUCCAUUGCUAACUUUACACGGAAAAAUGUGUUCUAAUUUAUCGCUUACACGCAUAGAGAAAAAAAAUUCAACGUAUAAAUCCACAGUAAUGGGGUCAUGUAUCUCCUGCAUUCACUAUAAAUAUAUAUAUAUAUAACCAUCCUUAAUCUCCCUACCGCCCUUUUUUCCAAUACAAAAUUUUAUUAUAUAUUUAAGUUUAAUGAAUAAAAACAAAGCUCACUGAUGAUAUAAUACUUUAUAGAA